Ostrea edulis (European flat oyster) is the source of this 1911-nucleotide messenger RNA. RefSeq lists its product as uncharacterized. The record is from RefSeq and is a predicted model, not a curated record. The coding region runs from base 133 to 1479 and encodes 448 amino acids. The transcript is spliced from 12 exons. NCBI's taxonomy places the organism in Eukaryota, Metazoa, Mollusca, Bivalvia, Ostreida, Ostreidae. Gene Ontology annotation, molecular function: GTPase activity.
UUCAAUUCAUCAACUUUCUGCAUCUUUUAUAUGGGGAUCAUUCCCCGAUCAGCUGACGGAAGUUGCCGUGGAAUGUGAAUCGAAGGGGAUAGAGGGAACUGGUACAAAAUCUAUUGACUACAGAGCGGUGUGAUGUCUGGCAAAGUUAAGCAGAAAUCGUCGGGGACUGCCGCAGACUCGUCGACUCAGUCCACCAACGAGAAGAUUCUGAAAGAAUGUCACACCCUUUACACAGACCCAGACAAUGGCCUUGUAAAGAUAGCAGAGAGUUUGGGAUUGGCUUUACUUGCACCCAGAAAGAAGAUCUCUGUCCUCCUUAUUGGGAAUCACUCAGCUGGAAAGAGCUCUUUUAUUAACUGGUACGUGGAGGAGAAGGUACAGAGAACUGGUGUAGCCAUCGAGACCCAGGGGUUCUCGGUCGUAACCAGCGGAAGGAAGAGGGAGUCGCUCACAGGAAAUGCCACACUUCAUCUUUAUCCCCAUUUUGAACCUCUUAGACAGAUUGAAGGUGUCACUGAUUACCUGACAACAGAGAUUUCGACUUCCAAGCAGAAGCGCUUUAACCUCGUCAAAUUCAUCGACACGCCUGGUUUAGUGGACGGAGACAUGCAAUAUCCAUUUGAUGUUAACAGAGCCAUUCUCUGGCUGGGUGAACUUGCAGAUCUCAUAUUCGUAUUCUUUGAUCCAAUUGGUCAAGCUUUAUGUAAGAGAACACUAAAUAUAGUGGAAGAGUUGAGCAACAACCAUUCUGAGAUAAUGAGAUUUUAUCUCAGCAAAGCAGAUGAAGCUGGAGACGAAAAUGAUAGACAGAGAGUCCUAAUGCAGAUUGUACAAGAACUGUGUAAGCGUCCCAACCUAAAUCGCACCGGCUUUGAGAUGCCUACCAUAUUUAUUCCAAGUAUGAACCCCAAGAAUAGCACUUGUGCAAAUCAGAUCGAGGAUGUAUGUCAGGACAUCGAGAAAACCAUCAACCAAACCAUCCAGAACACACUAAACUCACUUGAGCGUGACUGUGACCAAAUUGCUGAGUUAGUGGAAGAGAAAUUAAAGAAAAAUAUGGCGACAAGCAGUGAGAACCUCCAAGCGAGAUUCCGUGGGGCCAGCUUCGGACUGUUGGGAGUGUUCAUACCAUUCAUCAUGUUGACAACAUACCUCAUCUCAACUCAACAGAAAGUCAUGAAAGAUAUCCUGGGAGACAGUCUUCUGGAUACAAUGGGUAUCUAUUUGGGUCCUUUAGCCAGAGGUUGGAAGGCAAUCCCUCUCCAGUACGCCACGUACAUACUGUAUUUCAUCUUGUUCUUUACUACAGUGAUGCUGUUGAUAGCAAGAUAUGUCUCAAGGACAAGGCCUACUCUGUCUAGGAAGGAAAAGAGACAUUUAUCAGAAAUCAGAGAGUAUGUGCAGAACUCGGUGAAAAAGAAGAAGCAAUCACUGUACUCCGACUACCUGAAACAGAGUGUGGCAGACCAUGACUUGUGAUGUCAGUCGGAAGAACUUAAACUCUGUGCAUUUAGAUAGUUCAUUUCCUUGUGCUCAUCUUCACAGACUCUUGUAAUAAGAUGUUCUUUGAUUUUGAUAAUUGGUAUUUGGAUGAAUUCCUAAGUGAAUAGUUGGUUAAUGUGGACCACAGAGUAAAGGAUUCUUCUAUAAUUCAAAUAAUUGUGUUACCUACAAGAUUUCUGUUGUUUCAAGAAGUAGAAGGAACAUGGAUAUAAAAUAAAAGCACAGAGAAUAAUUAGUGGAAAACAAAAGCCUAUUUCCUGUUGAAGGCAGCAGUAACUGAUUUUUUUUGUCCAUGUAGGAAGUGUAGAGUCAUGUGAAUCUUAAGAAAAUCUUCUCAGUCUCAGGUGUCACAACAUGUUCAUUCAAUUGGCAGCUCAAUUACUAAUUGAAUAAAUUAUAUUUCAUAUG